UUCUACGGCAACGCAGUUCAAAGCAACAUGAACAAUAUCCGUUUGUUUCUUUGAAUUUCAAUCAUCAUUAUCUUCCUCUCUUUUUUUAUUAGACACAUAGUUUAGAGGAAAUUAAGGAAAACAACAACGUUGUUAGCAAUGCCAAGAGGUAAAAUGAAGUUUGACGAGGAUCUUGGUCCUGACCGUGAAGAUGAUUUUCAAACAGAUGAUGAAGAAAAUCAAGCAGAAAGGGUUUUUGAUAAUUUGGAUGAUGAUGAUACCGAAUCAGAUAUUAACAAUAAUUCACCUCCUUCAAGAAAUUUGUCCAAUGAGGUUGACUUCAAUACCUCAUGGCCUCAAACCUAUAGGACAUCUAUGGACAUGUUAACAAGUGUAAGUAAGACACCACCUGGGAUUAAUUUCUUCAAGAUAAUUAGUUCAGCAGGGAAGAUUAUUGUCCCUAAGGAAUGCGUCCAAGAUGAAUUUACCAAUUCUUUGACUUUACCGCUUGUUUCUGACGAAAAAACUUCAAUCGGAAAAGAGGAACCUACAUCGAAACCUCAAGUUCAAUCACAUGUCAGCUGUCCGAAAAUUUCUGUCACUGAGUUUUCGCCACCAGAGAGGGAAAGUUCCUUUGCACAAUCAGUGAUUAAUGGGACCAAUAUAUUAUGUGGGAUCGGGCUUAUGACCAUUCCGUAUGCUGUAAAAGAAGGAGGGUGGUUGAGCCUUGCAAUACUGCUACUGUUUGCUCUCGCUUGUUGCUAUACUGGUAUUUUAUUGAUGAGAUGUUUACAAAGCCGUCCUCAACUCAACACCUAUCCAGAUAUUGGCCAGGCUGCUUUUGGAAUUGCUGGUCGCUUGGGGAUUGCGAUCAUUUUAUACAUGGAACUAUUUGGUUCUUGUGUUGAGUAUAUAACUCUUGUCAGUGAUAACCUCUCAUCACUUUUCCCCAACACUGGCAUGAACUUAGCCGGUACAGAGCUAAGUACAAAUCAAGUUUUUUCCAUCACUGCAGCUCUUCUAGUUUUACCGACAGUUUGGUUGCGAGAUUUAAGCCUGCUUUCAUAUAUUUCAGUUGGAGGAAUAUUUGCAACAACACUUGUAGCACUUUGCUUGUUUUGGGCUGGUGCAGUAAACCAAAUUGGAUUUAUCAAUCCGAGAACGAAAAUUUUAGACAUUGAAAACAUAUCUGUAUCAAUUGGUCUCUUUGGUUUCGGAUUCGCUGGCCAUGCUGUUUUUCCAAAUGUCUACUCUUCCAUGAAGGAUCAAUCCAAAUUCCCAUUAGUUCUAUAUAUCAGUUUUGUUUUCUGUCUUGUUAUGUACGUUAGUGUAGGAGUAGUCGGAUAUUUACUGUUUGGUGACAAAGUUGAAUCUCAGUUUACCUUAAACAUGCCAAAAGAGUUAUAUGCAUCAAAGAUAGCAAUCUGGACAACGGUUGUGACUCCUCUAGCAAAAUACGCCUUAACGUUAUUGCCUAUUGUAUCAAGCAUAGAGGAACUUGUUCCUUCUCCUAGGCUAAGAUGUUAUGCAAUGUCUAUUGUAAUCAGAACAGCUUUAGUUCUUGCAAGUUUAGCUGUGGCUCUCUCUUUUCCAUAUUUUGGUUCUGUGAUGGCACUAAUUGGUUCUAUGUUGUCAAUGAUAGUUGCACUUAUUUAUCCUUGUGCAUGUUAUCUCAAGCUACACAGUGGCAGAUUAUCAUAUAUGCAGAUAACAAAUUGCAUUUUGGUUAUUAUUGUGGGGGUGAUAAGCGGUAUCAUAGGAACAUACUCAGCUACUACAAGAAUAGCUGGCAAGGGAGACUAAUAGAGAGAAUUUUAUUUAAACUCACUUCUUUUCUUGGCUUGUGUCGGAUAUUUAAGACAUUUUCAGGUACAUAAGUCAAAAAAAGUUGUUGUAUCUUUAGUUGUAUUUCUUGUAGGUGCCUUAAACAAACCAUAGUUGAUAUCUAGCUCUUUAGUACCGACAUCUCUAAAAAAUGAUGUUUUCGUGUCAAUGUCGGAUACCAAUACGACACUGACGUUUGUAGUUAAUUUCAAUUUAUUUAUUAUUUUAAAUUAUUAUUGAUGUAGACGUGUCAGUAUCGGUGACGUAUCCGGUGUCCGUGAUAUCUAUUCAUAAGAAAAGGAUUAUAGAUACAUUUUAGUGAAUGCUUAGAAUAAGUAUGUGUCUUUGAUUUGUAAUAUUAUAAAUUUUGAUUAAAAUGAAUUUUAGCAAAGCCUUACAUACCUUUAAAAUGGUUUUUUAUUCAUCCAUUAUGUUUUGUCUUGUUCUCUAUUUUUAAAUUUUGAUGUAUGUACUUGCUAGAAAUUACACCUGCAUAGCACCCUAUGUUAGUAGGGGUGGUCAGAGACUUUAAGGAUUUUUGGUGGUUUUGGGCAAGCUUAUGAUGGCGAGAGAGCCUAUUUUAAAGGUGUGUUUGGUGUGGAGAGAGCAAGUUCACG
Vicia villosa (hairy vetch) is the source of this 2420-nucleotide messenger RNA. RefSeq names its product amino acid transporter AVT1D-like. Lineage: Eukaryota; Viridiplantae; Streptophyta; Magnoliopsida; Fabales; Fabaceae. Gene Ontology annotation, cellular component: plasma membrane. The transcript has 11 exons. The record is from RefSeq and is a predicted model, not a curated record. Bases 139 to 1782 code for a protein of 547 amino acids.